Messenger RNA from Herpailurus yagouaroundi (jaguarundi), 882 nucleotides. RefSeq names its product apolipoprotein L5 (gene APOL5). Gene Ontology annotation, cellular component: extracellular region; membrane. The record is from RefSeq and is a predicted model, not a curated record. NCBI's taxonomy places the organism in Eukaryota, Metazoa, Chordata, Mammalia, Carnivora, Felidae. Gene Ontology annotation, biological process: lipoprotein metabolic process; lipid transport. Gene Ontology annotation, molecular function: lipid binding.
AUGGUUCCGUUCCAAGAGCUGACGUGGUAUAAGGAAGCAUCCGUGCCAGGAAACCUAUCCGAGGAGGAAAAAGCGUUGCUCUUCUGUUUCCCCUUGCAGAAGUAGAAGCUGGAAAAGAGCAUCAGAGAGCUGCACGCUAGCCAAGUGGACGCGACCCAUAAGAUGCCCGCCAAGACCAGCCUGGUGGCCGGCGCCUCAGACGCCGUCCCUGGCGUCUUAAGCAUCUUGGGUUUGGCCCUGGUACCCGUGACGGUAGGGGGGAGUCUGAUGCUCUCAGCGGUGGGGCUGGGCCUGGGGGCAGCCGCUGCUGUCGCCAACAUGUCGACGAGUGUCUUACAAAAUGGAAGCAAUAUGGCAGCCAGAGGAAGAGCCAGCCGACUGGUGCCUAUGGAAACGACGACGGAGUACAAAGCUUUUGAAGAAAUAAGGCUGUCUGAAAUCAGUGUCGUGUGCGUUGAUAGGUGUGUCAGACUCAUCAAGAAGGUCAAGGGACUUCGUGCCUCCCAGAUGGCCAAAGCCAACUCUGGCUUCGUGGCUAUAGGCCAUACGGCCAUAAGCCGUCUCCCCUUCUGGAGGGCCAGAGGGCUGCAGAGAGCAGCUGAAGGCUCAGUCCUGUCCGUGAGCAAAGGUGUCCGGGUGCCGGGCGCUGCCGGGGCUGGCUUGUCACCUUUGCAAGACGUGCAAAGCCUCCUGCAGAGCCGGAAGCACCUGGAGGAGGGGGCGAGGGCGAGGACACUCGCCAAGGAGCCGGAGCAGGAGCUGAGGCAGCUCACCCGGCACCACAAGCUGACCAUCCAGGGGCGGGGCUGUCGGAGAAGCCCGUUCCUGAAGGAGGAGGUAGGAAGGGGGUGCGGAAGGCAGACGUGGUCCCCGUCUUCCUAG